Molecule: messenger RNA, 1641 nt
Organism: Mauremys reevesii (Reeves's turtle)
Lineage: Eukaryota; Metazoa; Chordata; Testudines; Geoemydidae
Gene: ANAPC10
Product: anaphase promoting complex subunit 10
Exons: 5
Coding region: 3-497 (164 amino acids)
Biological process (GO): protein K11-linked ubiquitination; anaphase-promoting complex-dependent catabolic process
Cellular component (GO): anaphase-promoting complex
Source: RefSeq, a predicted model, not a curated record
CCAUGCCUCGUCCAGGCCUUUCUCGGGACCGCCAGCAAGCACCCCCCUACAGGGUGGCUUUGGCUAGGUGCACCUCUCGGUGUGUCAGACUCCGCUCUGAGGGGACCCGUAGAUUUCGGGGUCUGGAAGUCUACGUAUCAGUUCUCUCUCUUAAGCCAAAAUGGGAAAUGACCACACCUAACAAGACACCACCAGGUGCUGAUCCCAAGCAGUUGGAAAGGACUGGUACUGUUCGGGAAAUAGGGUCUCAAGCUGUUUGGUCCCUUUCAUCCUGUAAGCCAGGCUUUGGAGUGGACCAGUUACGAGAUGAUAAUCUAGAAACUUACUGGCAAUCUGAUGGGUCACAGCCUCAUUUGGUGAACAUCCAGUUUAGAAGAAAAACAACGGUGAAGACAUUGUGUAUUUAUGCAGACUACAAAUCUGAUGAAAGCUACACCCCAAGCAAGAUCUCUGUCAGAGUAGGAAAUAACUUCCACAACCUUCAGGAAAUUCGGUAAGGAAUCCAGAUUUCACCAGGCUUGCGACUUCAGAAAAUACCCACCAUUUUUCCUGUUAAUAGAAAUCCAUUACUAUUCCACAUUAAUACUCCACGCCUUGCUUGAAUGAUCUGAAAACAGCUUCUUCACAUUCUUAAAUCUGUUGUAGUUAGCCAGCAAACAAGCAUUGCUUAAUUGGUGUACUUUUGUAAAUUGAAUUCUUCUUUAGAUUAGUGUAAUCUUAAUGUAUUAAGAUGUAAUAUAUGUAAAUGCACAUAUAUUCUUCCAUAUUGCUUAUACAAAGUAUUAUUGAAGUGUACCAAGCUAGGAAUUGCAACUGUACAUCAAGUCCAUUUGCAUUUAUCUCCAAAAGGGUAAAACACUUAUAGAAAAAAUGUUCAAAACUGUUAAUCACAUUCCAAGUCCUUCUUUAGUCUUUUAGAUCAUAAAAUAUUUGCAAGUGAUUUUUGAAGGUAUGGUUCUACUUUGAAAGGUGAGUAUGUAAAAAUUACAACGUCUUCAGAAGAUCUUCUCCCAAUUUAUGUCAGAGUCCUAUGUGCUUCCUUUAGUGACUAAUUUUAAACUUUUACUUCUGAUAACACUGCAGAGCCAUUCCAGCUAAGAGUUAGUAAGAUGAAAUCUUUUGUUUCUUGUACAUCAACAAUAUUGUUUAAGCUCCAAUUUACACUUGUGUAAAUGAGCUGAAGACAGUGGGGUUGCAUGGAUGUAACGGAGGGCAUAAUUAGGCCUUUAGACCCUUUAUUUUAAGUGAUAAUGCAUGACAAAGCACUCCCUCCAGUGUCAGACAGCGUUUCUCCUUUAUGCAGCUUGUCUCUGAUUCUGGGUUAAGCCUGUGGCACUGGCAGUUAGAAAAGCAUCUUCUAACAGUAGUUGCAGCACAGUUUGAUCUGGAAACCACAGAUAUAAAUAUGCAAUACCAUUUUAACAGAAUCACUUCUAGGAGUAGAGCAGCUCUGUAUGUACUCCAAGACACAGCAAUCCUCCCUGUAACGGAGGAAAGCUAUACUUGACUGCUUCUGAAACCUGUCAAUGCUACUUGUGCUCCAUUGGUCAGAGAAGAUGGCUGGAGAGAAAUGUGAGGAAUUUCCUCAUUAGGAGGUUGAGUAUGCUGCCUUCACAAAUAUCUCAGGAACUGCUUUCUUGU